Messenger RNA from Pestalotiopsis fici W106-1, 663 nucleotides. RefSeq lists its product as uncharacterized. The record is from RefSeq and is a predicted model, not a curated record. NCBI's taxonomy places the organism in Eukaryota, Fungi, Ascomycota, Sordariomycetes, Amphisphaeriales, Sporocadaceae. The transcript has a single exon. The coding region runs from base 1 to 663 and encodes 220 amino acids.
AUGAACCCCGCGAGUACCCGAAAGACGGCGCUCAUCGUCAUCGAUGUUCAAAAUGGUUUCCUGCAUCCUACGCACUGGGGCACAAGCAGAAGCACGCCAGAAUGCGAAAAGAACAUUGAGAGGCUUUUGAAAGCAGCUCGUGCUCACAACAGCACCAUACCAGCAGACAGCCCAGACUCCAUUCUGAUCGCCCACGUCCUACAUCACAGCAUCUCUUCGGACUCACAAUUGCAUCCCUCGAAGCAAAUCGAGUCCAACGGGCAGACUUUCAGAGCGGUGGAUGCUCAAGAAUUUGCAAAGCCGCUGGCCGGCGAGUCCGUCUGGACAAAGAAUGUCAACUCGGCCUUUAUCGGCACAGGCCUCGAGACUCUGCUGAGAGAAAAUGGUGUGCGACAGCUCGUCAUCUGCGGUCUCACGACCGACCACUGUGUCAGCACUUCCACGCGUAUGGCCUCCAACCUGAGGAUCGUCGACAUUCUUGGAGAGGACGGCAAGGUCCUGGAAGAGGGCGAGAUUGUGCUUGUAGGGGAUGCGUGCGCGACGUAUGCCAAGGGCGCAUUUGAUGCCGAGACGGUUCACCAGGUAAACCUCGCCAGUCUGGAUGGAGAGUUUGCGCGGGUUCAGGGCACAAGUCUUGUAAUUGAGAAAGUGCUGGCAGCUUGA